AUGGGGAGCAGGCUUGGCAAAAGGAAGCGUCUUGGUGUGCCUGACAAAUCUACAGACCAGAAGGCUGAGAGGGCAGCCAUGGAGAUGGAAGGGACCCCACAAGAGACACCUGAGACCCAUCGUGCUGCAGAGACUGCACUAGAUGCCACCCAAGUGAUGGGCAAGGCUGACUGCUCUGAAGAUCCUGCACCAAGGACCACAGAAGAGAUUGCGAGUCAGACUGCCACAGAGCAUGGUGAGGACCAGCCUAGUGCAGAGACCACUGAAGGGAGUGAGUCACAGCCAGAAGCAAAGCUGCCACCAGCAGUCCCCCAAACCACUGAGACCCAGCUUGACACAGAGACCUCAGAGCACACUAGUGAGGCACAGCCUGUUGAGGGGAGCUCACUAGAUCCCACAGAUGAGACUGAAGCUGCCACGGAGCACUAUGAGUCUUCUCCUAUUGAAGAGACCACAGAGGUGACUGAAACACGACUUAAUGUGCUACAUGACCAAGGGACUGAGGCCCAGUUAGCUGGUGAGAUUCAGCCCAUCGAUAUUGGUGUAUUGAAGACUGAGGAUCAGCCUACUGCAUGGAGCAGAGAAGAAACUGAGGUGCCAGUUGCAAUGCCAACCAGGCAAGAGGCUCUCGGAGAGGCAGAGCCUGCUGCACAGAUCCCCCAAAUGAUUGAGGCAGAGUCUAUUGUAGAGACUACACUAGCCUCCACGGAAUUGAUAGCAGCUCAGCUUGCUGUGCAGGACACACAGCUAGGUGAGAUGCAACUUGCUGAAAUGGGUGAGUCCCAGAAAGUAACUGAUCAUGCUGAGAACUGUUCUACUGCAGAGCCAGUGGAGGUGACUGAGGCACAACCUGCUUCCCCAAGUGCACACAAGAUCCUCCAAGACACCAAGGGGCUCCAGCCUCUUGCAGAGAGGUCUCUAGAGCCCACCGAAGUGAGUGAGGUGCAUAGUAUUGCACAGACUACGGAGGAGACCAAUGAGGGCCAGAAAAUUGCACAGGCCACAGAGGCUGAAGUCUGCUCUAUUGAAGAGACUUCUGAGAAGACCACAGAAAUAAUGAUUGGGGCACACUCUGCUGCAGUGACCAAAGGAGAGUCUGGUGAGGCUCAACCCAUUGAGCCUCCUAGCAUUGCAGAAGUGGCUGAGACACAGAACGCUGCUGAUAACAGUGAGGACCAACCUUGGUCAGAGACCACAGAGGUGACUAAAACCCAGCCUACCGCACUACAUGCACAAAAGAGCAAAGCAGUGGCUGGUGAGGACCGGCCUGCCUUUGAGACAUUGGAGAUAAUGACGGACUCCCAGCCUAGAAUGCUAGGCAAGCCAGAGACUGAGGCCCACAAGACUGUACAGAGCACAGAAGAAACUGGCAAGGGACAAACUGCUCUGCCAGCCAUGCAAGGCAUCCUGCAAGAGACACUGCCUACUGGUGAAGCCCAGCAAGCUGUAGAGAUCCUAGAGAGCCUGCAUGUGACUGGUGGAGCCCAACGUCUUGCAGAGACGGAGUCCCAGAAUACCACAGAGAAAGGUGAGGCCUAUCCUAUUCCAGAGACUGAGGCAGCAUCUGUCCCAAACCCAGAGACUCCUGAGGAGGCGGGUGUGUGGCCGACAGCAGAAGCAGCCAAGGGGAAAUCUACUGAAGACAUGGCACUAGACACUGCAAAAGUAAGUGAGGCUCUGCCUGCUGGGGAAAACCAGGACCAUCCUAACACCGAGGUAAGAGAAGCGAUGGUGGUACAGGCUGCUGGCACAGACACACAGAGUCCCCGAGAGACUGAGACCGUGAAGGAGACUGUGACCCAGUCUACUGAAUGGAGCACGCCAGAGGGGGGUGGGACUCGGCCUACCAUAGAAGCAGCUCAGGUGCAAACUGCUGCACCUAAUGUACAAAAGUCUGAGCCUGCUACAGAGACUCCAGCAGGUAACAGUGAGUCCUGUCCUGUUGUGCAGGCCACAGAAGAGAUGGCAGUGCCUCCUGUUGCAGAGACAGAGAUACAAAUUGCUGCCCCAGCCACACAAGAGCUACCCCGAGACUCGAGUGAGACAGUCUCUUGCACAUGCAGCCCAAUAGGCCGUGAGGUUCAGUCUGCUGCACAGACCACUGAAGUGUACGCAACAGCACGAACCAUUCUAAAGUUUAUCCAAGAGACCAGUGAGGCGGCUGCUGCUAAGACCACAGAAGAAACUGAAGCCUGUCCUAUUCCAGGGACUGUGCUAGAGACCCCAAAAGAGGCUGAGUCUCUGCAAUCGUUGACAGAGACCACAGAACUAAAGUUUGAAAAGAGGGGUCAAGAUCCUCAAAUCCCAGCUAAUAUAACUGAAGACCAGGCAGGAGGGGAACGUGCAGCAAUAAGCAAGAAAGAAAUUCUGAAAGCUUCUGAGCCCAAGAUCUCUGUAGAUGCUGAGUCAAAACUACAGCAGUACACUGAGCAAGAAGACCCAGUCGCUUCUCUUGGUGCCAGCUGUGAGCUCCCUCAGACACUGGAGCCCAGUAGUGAGACACAUGCUUUCCAGCCCCUGGCAUCCCUAGUGACUGCAGUAAAUGAGAGAAGAGUCCAAGGGGAGCCUAAACAGAUUCUUUCAGCUUCUGAAACCCAAGGCACAAAGAGUGAAAUGGCCCUUCAUUCAGUCUAUGGACCUAUUGGCAGUGAAGCUGUGCCUUCAAAGGAGAUGUUUGCAAGAGAAGCACCUGACCUUAUUCCUAUGGUCUGA
Caretta caretta (loggerhead turtle) is the source of this 2712-nucleotide messenger RNA. NCBI's taxonomy places the organism in Eukaryota, Metazoa, Chordata, Testudines, Cheloniidae. The record is from RefSeq and is a predicted model, not a curated record.